Messenger RNA from Miscanthus lutarioriparius, 2916 nucleotides. The record is from the annotation of a GenBank genome assembly. Lineage: Eukaryota; Viridiplantae; Streptophyta; Magnoliopsida; Poales; Poaceae.
AUGGAGGGCGGGGCGGCGGCGCAGAGCCUUGUGAUCAAUGUUGGGCAGCUUGUGGGUGAGGAGUUCCGGCAGCUCCACGGCGUGGGCGGCGAGGUGGCACGGCUGAGGAACGAGCUGGCCACCAUCAACGCCCUCCUCCGCAUGGAGUCCGAAGCCGACGAGGACGUAGUGGACCACUUCGUCCGGGAGUGGAUGAAGCAGCUGCGGGAGGUGGCUUACGACGCACAGGACUGCGUCGACCUCUACCUAUUCCGCGUCAGGUCCCGGCAGGGUGUCCGCUGUUUCGUCCGGUGGAAAAGGCUCCUUGGCACCCUUUGGGCUCGCCGUCGCCUCGCUGGUGACAUCAGGGACCUCCGCGCCCUUGCUUCCGCCAUCAACGAGCAGCAUGCUCGCUACGGCGUCAGCCUCGAGCCGCUGCGCCGCACGGCUGCUGCUUCGGACCCCGCGCAGGCAGUGGCGGCGUCGGCACGGGCGCUCCGCCCAGCUGACCACCACCACCCCAGCAACCAGUUCGUCGGCAACAGGGCCCAGGCUACCUACCUGGCCAACAAGGUGAAGGCGCUAAAGAGUGACGAUGAGAAUGACAAGCAGCUCAAGGUGUUCUCCAUCGUCGGCUUCGGCGGGCUCGGCAAGACUACGCUCGCAGUGGAGGUCUGUCGGCAGCUGGAGACGGAGUUCCAGCGCCAGGCGCAGGUGUCCGUGUCCCAGACAUUCAGCGGCAAGGACCUCCAGGGAUUGCUCAAGCGCCUUCUUCUGCAGAUCGCGCUGCCGAGGACUACGGAUCUCCUGGUCAACAUCGACACCAUGAAUGCGGACGACCUGGAACGCGAGCUCGGAGAGAGGCUCAACAACAACAGGUACCUCAUUUUGAUCGAUGAUGUAUGGAGCAUAGCAGCUUGGGAUGCGAUCCGGUCGAAAUUACCAAGCAGCAACUGCGGCAGCAGAAUCAUUGUGACCACCCGGAUAGAUACCGUGGCAAAAGCAUGCAGUGAUGCCAAUGACGAUUACAUCCAUCACAUGAAGAAGCUAAACGAUGAAGACUCGGAGCAGUUGUUCGUCAGCAAAGCAUUUGGCAUUGGAAACACUUGCCCCAAGGAUCUGGAAGCUGCGAUGAGAAGUAUCUUGAAAAAAUGUGGCGGCCUACCAUUGGCCAUUGUUAGCAUUGCCAGCCUCUUGGCAAGCUAUAAACCUCCAGAAGGCAAAAGAAUGUGGGAAACAGUUCAGAAGUCAAUCGGUUCACAGAUGGAGACCAACCCUACCCUCGAGGGGAUGAGGCAAAUACUCACACUGAGCUACAACCACCUACCCCAUCACCUCAAGGCUUGCAUGAUGUACCUUAGCAUUUUCCCUGAGGAUUAUAUCAUUGUAAAAGACCGGCUGCUCAAGAGAUGGAUAGCUGAAGGACUGGUCGCUGAGAAGCGAGGACUGACCCAGAUGGAGCUUGCGGAAGGCUACUUCAAUGAGCUAAUGAGCAGAGGCAUCAUUGAUCGGGCCACCAUACUCGUCACCUUGCGUGAAGGGAGGGAAGAGGGGUGCCGAGUGCACGACAUGAUGCUUGAGAUCCUAGUGUCCAAAUCCCUGGAGGCUAACUUUGUUAGCCUAAUAGGUCGGCAGUACGAGGGGACCAUGUCUUAUAGUGCUAACACGAUCCGCCGCCUCUCCAUACAUGGUGGAGUUGAGGCACACACGGACGACGGCUCUUCAUCGGCUACUGUGGCAGCGCGCCGCCGUGGUGUCGCGGGGAUUGGUGGUGGUGUCACAGGAAUGAUCGUGCAGCAUGUCCGAUCGCUGAGCAUAUUUGAUCCUGAAGCGCACAAUAAGCUGCUCUCUCGACUGGACGAGUUCGCCCUGCUCAGGGUACUAGACCUGGAGGGCUGCAAGGGCCUGGGAAGGAAGCACAUGAGUUGUAUCUCCCGGAUGUACCUUCUAAGGUUCUUGAGCUUGAAAGGUACAGAUAUCAAGGAGAUGCCUCCAAGAAUUGGCGAUCUUGAACAUCUGCAGACGCUCGAUGUACGUCAAACCGACCUCAAGGACCUGCCUACAACAGUUAAGAAGCUAGAGAAACUGGAGCACCUGCUCUUCUCUGGUAAGGGUGAGUCGUGGACAGGUUGGAUGCUGCCCCAAGGGAUAAAAAAAAUGAGGGCACUGCGCCAGGUGAACAAAGCAGUGAUACACGACCCUGCGGUCGCCGAGGAGAUCGGUGAGCUGGAUCAGUUGCAAGAGCUAGCUAUCUAUGUUGACACGAGAGAAACAGCAACCAGAAUAGAUCAGAAGAAGGUUGCCGAGAAGCUUGCCUGCUCCCUGAGCCAGAUGUACUCCCUGCGAUGGCUUGACAUGGGCAAUUUUGGCUGCGACAAAUGGCCUUUUGUUCCGAUCAUGGACUUUUUGCAUCAAGUAGAGUCACCGCCACGGUUGCUCCGGUACCUGAAGAUCUGUGGCUGCAUCAGCAGAUUGCCAGACUGGCUGCAGUCACUCACUGAUCUCGUUGAAUUUGACAUAGGGUGGACGUACCUUAAUGGCGUCCAGUUAUUCAACGUCCUCUGUAAGUUGCCCAGCCUACAGAGGCUAUACCUAGGGCCAUACUUCAUUCGGAAAGGAGAAGAUAUGGUUGCACGCAGCAGCCAGUCUUUCCCAGAGCUCAAGGAACUCACUCUGGGCUAUUCUCCUGAAGUUCCUCCAGUUUACAUAUUUGAGGAAGGGUCCAUGUCAAAGCUAGAGACUCUAGCGGUGUAUAUCGGCGACCAACCCAAGGAAAUUGUUGGCAUCCAGCACUUGACGAACCUCAAAGAGGUGUACUUCAAUGGUUGGAGAGACAAACUGAAACAUGCAGUGGAGCAGGUAGAGGAGCUGAAUAAGAAGCGAGACGUGUCCGAACAGAUAACUAUUAGAGUAAAGUAUGAGGACACGACGAACUGA